AAAUUGGUAACGUGUUAGUAACUUUCACUUUUUGCGUUUCAACGUUGGCUAUGUGGCUGUCAAUUUGUCGCGGGUAAAUUCUCGAUUGUUUGCACUAAAUGUGAUUUUUUUCGAUAUUAUUUUAACUUUAAGCGCCCGUGAUAAUACUGAAAUAGCUCAAUUUUGGUAGCACUGCCAGUCGCGAUAAAUUUUUGUGUGAAAAUCCGCCCUAACCUUAAAUUCGUUGCUUGAAAAAAUGGCAAAAGUACAACUCUGUAAUAUCACAGUAAUGGACAACCCCAGCCCCUUUUCGAACCCUUUUCAAUUUGAAAUCACUUUCGAGUGCAUCGAGGAGCUCAAAGAAGAUCUAGAAUGGAAGAUGAUCUACGUCGGCUCUGCCGAAAGCGAGGAAUACGAUCAAAUCCUCGAUUCGGUGAUGGUCGGCCCCAUUCCUGAGGGUAAACACAUGUUCGUGUUCCAAGCGGACCCCCCUAACGUUGCCCGAAUCCCCGAAAACGAUGCUAUUGGGGUCACUGUGGUCCUCCUUACUUGCUCUUACCGCUCUCAGGAGUUCAUCCGUGUCGGUUAUUUCAUAAAUAACGAAUACACGGAUCAGGAAUUAAGAGAGAACCCCCCGAGCCCCCCACAAUUCGAUAAAGUCGUCCGAAAUAUCCUAGCAUCGGAGCCCCGAGUGACCCGAUUUAAAAUCAACUGGGAGGAGCCAAACACCCAGGAGAAUGGGGCUCAGGCACCCGAGCCCCAGACAGCCCCCGCCGAGGCGGAGCCCCGCGUCGAAAUGCCCGCUUUCAAUGAGAAUUCCAACUCGUGGGCCGCCAUGGAGUGCUCCUAGUUAUUUUUCGUGUAAAUAUUAAGUCUAGGGUAUUUUUGUAUUUAUUAUUCUGCGAAUAAAUUUUGUAUUUGGCAUUUGUGA
Messenger RNA from Tribolium castaneum (red flour beetle), 910 nucleotides. RefSeq names its product anti-silencing factor 1 (gene asf1). Gene Ontology annotation, cellular component: nucleus; chromatin. Gene Ontology annotation, biological process: DNA replication-dependent chromatin assembly. NCBI's taxonomy places the organism in Eukaryota, Metazoa, Arthropoda, Insecta, Coleoptera, Tenebrionidae. Gene Ontology annotation, molecular function: histone binding. Bases 236 to 829 code for a protein of 197 amino acids. The record is from RefSeq and is a predicted model, not a curated record. The transcript is spliced from 2 exons.